Bactrocera neohumeralis is the source of this 7769-nucleotide messenger RNA. RefSeq lists its product as uncharacterized. Lineage: Eukaryota; Metazoa; Arthropoda; Insecta; Diptera; Tephritidae. Gene Ontology annotation, biological process: potassium ion transmembrane transport; stabilization of membrane potential. Bases 1879 to 5544 code for a protein of 1221 amino acids. The transcript has 12 exons. Gene Ontology annotation, molecular function: potassium ion leak channel activity. The record is from RefSeq and is a predicted model, not a curated record. Gene Ontology annotation, cellular component: membrane.
GCGACGACUUCAGUACGACGACGGCAAGCGAACAAGUGGCAGCACGAAACGGUGAAAAAACGGUGCGCUGCCAACGGUAUUAAGCGCUUAACGGUAAAAUAAAGCAUUAAAUUGAGUGCAUAAUGUCAUUCAAGUGAGUGAAUUGUAUGCCAAGCAGUACGAAUACUGACAGCGGCAUGUGUAUAUUGUGAAAUUUUACAGUAAUAAAAAAUAAUAAAACAAACUAAAAAAAAAAUAAACACUUUUUCUGAAAACAAGAAGAAAGUUUCGGGUUAAAAAAAAAAAAAAAUAAAAAAAAAUAUAAAAAAUAAAAAAAAAAUUUUAGAAGCAGUUAACGUCGUGCUUAGUGACAGCAUCGCUGAAAAAUGUGUUGCGAGCUGAAGCGCCUAAAAGUAUGCUUCGCCUAACUACAUUCCGCCUAUGUUGACUGAAAUGCAGCGCAUCCUUGAGCGCGCUCGUCUCCUGCGCGCAACGAAGCAUUUCAAAUGCUUUGAAUUAUUAAAAUGAAAUGGUCUUUUGGUUCUUUUAAUUUUGCGCGUGUGUGUUUGUGCUCGUUUCUAACUGUGCACACUGCUUGACUACAUCAUAAAUAUGCGUCCCAGACAUAAAGUCGUUGGCAUGCAAUUUAUCAAUUCUCGUCUAUCAAUCCUUUCACCGCGCGCAGCCAUUUAGUAUGCGCAUUGUUGUUGUUGUUGCUGUUACUCAAAUCAAUUCGCCGAUUUUCGCCCGUGCAACCGCCAAACCCACCGACUCGCCAAUCAAUCGAUCAAGCCGUCGACCGCCCAUUUCAUUACAAUCCGCCUUCCAGGUGUGUGUGUGUGCUUGCUUGCUUGCAUUGAUUGCCUACAUUUAGGCGCGCUGCUGAAAAAUUGAUUGCAAUUUAGUUAAUUGAAAUUUACAUUGUGGCAUUAAAAUUAAAUGUGCGUUGUGCGAUUUUUUUGUUCGCCGUGCGCUCGAGUUGCGUUCAUUGGCAGCUGGAGAAUGGCAUUAGCUGUCCGGCACACUGGCUGCAAAGAUUUGCAGUCCUUCAUAUAUAAGUGCCUUCAUGCAUUUACUUUGUCGAUCAGCAAUUAAAAUUUGGCGUCAAAAACUUAUUCGCAACUCGUAGUUCAUUAUGAGCUGUCGCACGAUGACUUCUAGAUUUUAAAGGAGCCAAGGGUUGACGAAAACAUUUGGUGAAGCCAAUACAAACGCAGGAGUGUAAGGACAAAUGGAAAAGCAAGCAAUGAAGGCGGAAAGGCGCCAACAACACAAACGAAAAAUUGGAGCACAAACUAUGUUGCAACAACAGCAAAAAACGUAGUAAAACGAAUGCGAGAGAGACAAAGUGAAGAAAGAAUUUAACAGCCAGGAAGAGAAGCAGGAAAGUCACUCCUGAAUAACAACAAUAACAAAGCAGCGUAUAGCAAAAGUAAGCCACACAAGCACAACAACACAGCGACGCACACGUUGAAGGCGGCGAGCAAGUCAGUCAACACAACAGAUUACGUGCAACGUUGACAGCAGGAAGUGUUGACGGCAGCCGGCAAUGGCGACGACGCCGGUGCACCCGCCGCAGCCGAGCUGCUGAGAGUGUAGCUGCCGGCGACGGCUGAGCACACCGUGGAAGCAAGGACGACAUGAACGGCAUUAAAGUUUCUGAAAUUGCACAAUGAAACGGAAAACUACAUAAUAACCUAACUAAAACUCCAGAAAGUCUCAUCAAAAUUAAAAGAAAAAAAAAAAUAAAAAGUACAACAAAAGCAAAAAAAAAAAAUCUAACUGAAAGCGCAUCGUUCGCCCGCCGCACGCCGUGUAACCAGCAUAAAUGUUCUCGUGGCGGCGACGACGGCGGUGCGUACAACAAAUGCAACAAACACGUCUGUUAUUGCAAUUAAAAUGUCGGACGUUGAAAGAGCGCGCAACGCAACGAAGACAACAACAGCAAACAACACAGCGUCGACAACAGCAACAGCCAAAGCAACAACAACAAUAGAACGCAACACAGCGAACAGUGAGCAACUGUCAUACAAGCACUGCUCAGCAACAACAGCAACACCGGGCGCAGCAGCAGCCGCCGCGGUGAAACUGCAACACCAACAACUCUAUCACAAUCAACUUUAUCACCAGCAGCAACAGCAACAGAGCUAUAGCAAGCCAACAACACACUAUAAUUACAAUAACAGCACAACUGUUGCACAACAACAACCGCAAUAUCAAUUGAUCACCAGCACCGGUGGCGAGUUUGGCAGCGCUACGGACGAUUCCUCGAUCUUUGGUGGCUGUUUUGGUCUCUUGCUGAAGGUACUCUUCUCUCCACCCGGUUUGGUGGCACUGGUGGUUGGCUACUCGAUGCUCGGUGCUUGUAUAUUUCCAUUACUCGAGGCACCACAGGACAUUAACACGUCGGCGGCGAUUGCGAAGAGCAGAGAGGAGUGUCUGCGCGAGCUGUGGAUUAUAACGGAAAAACUCAACGUCUUAUACGAGCGCAACUGGUCCACAUUGGUGCACGAACAGCUACGUCGCUUCGAGGAUUCGAUUGUGGCUGCCACACGUCAUACGAAUAACAGUAGUUACAGCAUCGGCAUGUUCGGCGGCAGUUCAACGGCGCUGCGCCGCUAUGGCAGCACAUUUGAUGCGUCCACAGAUGCCAUGUUAGCGCCGACACAUUGGACCUUCGGCGAAGCGUUACUCUACUCUGUCACUGUGAUAACGACAAUUGGUCAUGGCAGCUUGACGCCUCGCACUGCCGCUGGUAAAAUCGCUACUAUUUUGUAUGCUCUAAUCGGUGUGCCGCUCAUGUUGAUGUGCCUCUCCAGUUUGGGUGCGCUGCUGGCGGAGGCGUUACAAUGUACCUACGCGCGUAUCUGUUGUCGGCUAACGCGCCAUCAGCAUCAUCACCAUAGCCAUCAACACAGCCAGCCGCACAAUCAACACCACCAUCAUCAGCAGCAUAAACAUGAGAAGGGUCACAGAGAGAAGGAGAAACAACCGCCGCCACAUGAUCUUUAUCAACAACAAACACAUCACCUGCAGGUGACCGGUGAGAAGAGCGGGCAUUUGCUCGAGGCGUCAGCUGGUUCAAUGGGCGUGAGUAGUGGUGGCGGCGGCAGUAAAUAUGUGAGGCGUUGCAGUGCGGACAGUUUGGAUAAUGAUGUGCUGCUGAAACGUGGACUGGGCGGUUGUCAGCAGGAAAAGGGACAUGAGUUGGACUGCAAAAACUGUAAAUACGACGCUUUAAUUUCGGAAACAAAUCUGAGCGGUGGUUAUGACUACAGCAAUAGCGGUAAUAUGGGCGAUUCGGCAGAUGACUCCUGUCGCCUGCUGCACAAUUCACCGGCGAAAUUGAAUCAAAAUCAAAUGUUGACGGGAGCGAAAAUCAAUGCGCACUACUAUCAACAACAGCAUCAGCAGCAACCGCAGCUACAACAACAACAGCAACAACGUCCCGAUGUGAUGCUUAUGGCAACAACAGCAGCGGCAGCACCGAAAUCAAUGCAACAACAAUAUCAGCAACUUUAUAGCCGCUCGGCCACACCAUCACCGCAACAUUUGCAACAGCAGCCGCAACAACAACAACAUGCCAUGCAAACAUUCCACAUCGUAUCGGCCGGUUCGUCGCCCACACAACAAGGUCAACAACAACAACAACAGCUACAAGCACUGCCAACACUGCGCCAGUACGCGACGCUGCAAACGCACCAGCAUAAACCACAACACCAACAACAACCACAACAGUAUGUUGCUGUGCCCAGCGGUGCGCUGGUGCGUUUUCAAACAACAACAACAACGCCGGCCGCAACAGGCAUCGCCUCAGCGCUGAGUGGCAGUGGCAAUAAUUGCACAACCGACGGCAAUGGCAACGUCGGCAUCGGUGUGGGCGCCACACUCAUCGCCACCGGCAUGUCGGGCAAUUGUUAUCAAUCGGCGAAUGUGUCAGUGCCCGGCGGGGGCACAGCGACGGCCACAAUUUACUUUCCAAUUGCCACAGCAGCGCAUCCACAGCAACAACAACAACAACACCAGCAAACAUCGAGCUUUACGUCCGUUGACUCUGCGGCAGCAACUGCAGCAAACAAUGACGCUACAAUAGCAACAACAAUAAGUGGCACCAGCUUGGGUUCGGGCAGCAGCACCGCAGCCGCAACGCAAUUGCUUUGCAAUCAGCCGAUUGUGAAAUAUCACACCAUACAGCUAACGCAUGCAACGCGGAAGCCACAACAACAACAACAAACGCAACAGCAACCGGCUUUGUUGGGUAGCGCGGCUGAUGUGUUGCCACUGCCGCCACCGCCGGCCUACCAAACGGCAACGGUGCACGGUAUACGUCGAGCGAAAUUCCUGACUAAACCGCUGCCACCGGAGAUCAGCACAUUAGUAGCCGGCGAGCGCGAUUUAACCUGCCGACAUGAUUUAUUAUUACAACAAAACGUUGGCAGUAGUGCUAGCAGCAAUGUAAACAAUGCAACUACAACACCAACACAAUCGACAGUAUAUGCCGGCGCAACAACAACAGCAACAUCGAAUGCAUCAAACGCAACAACGAUUGCAAUGUUGACAGCCGGAUUGACAGCAACAGCGGCGGCAUGUAGCGGUAAUGCACCAACAACAACAACAGCUGCUGCAGCAACAGCCAACAACACACAAAUGGGCACAUUAAUGUCCGGCACAUCGUCCAUGGUCGGUUCGAAUGCCACAGUCGACAUAAUGGAGGAUGAAGAAGAGCACGAACAGCAACGAUUGGGCAACUGCCCACACGGCACACCAUCACGCGUACCACUCAUCUCUGGCAGCAGCAGCGCCAUCAACGCACACAGCAACGCCGGCAACACAGACGAAGAGCAAAGGGGCGCACGCAGUCUCUUCAAUGCCACCGCAGCCUCCUUCCAUCGACACACACUAAACACCUUCCAACGCAAUGUGGCGGCACGUAAAUCAACCACAUAUGCCGCAACACGACGCGCCGGCUGCAACAUGCACGUAACAAGCCACCGAAGUGGGAAAUCGAGCAGCUGUUAUGGCGACACAGCCACCGAGACCUCCGACGACGAGGAGAUGGAAGCGGAGGCGGCGUACAUGCAACGUGACGCCAAAACUGGCGAACAGUUCCGCUUAACAAAACUCAACAAAGGCAACAAGCAAACAAAGCCAGAUGAACAGACUGCCUACUGUGAUACCGAUGCGACUGCCGACGAGGCUGAGGACGACGAGACCGCCUCGAAUGCCGAGGCCGAGACGGAGGAGACCGGCGCACAGGUGCCCAUCAGCAUUGUGCUGCUCAUACUCAUCUGCUACAUAUGCUUGGGCACGGUGAUUUUCGCCUUCUGGGAGAAUUGGUCCAUUGUGGAUGGCGCCUACUUUUGUUUUGUCACCUUGACCACCAUCGGCUAUGGCGACUUCAUGCCCGAACGCACCUUCCACGGACCGCAUGUGCAGCUCUUCGCUUGCUGUGCCUAUCUCUUGCUGGGCCUGGUCUUGGUCGCGAUGUCUUUCAGCAUACUAGAGACGCAGCUAAUGUGGAAGUGCAAACGGAUUGCGGUGCGACUGAAGUUGGCCAAUGAUUGAUAGUGGCGGCGCUUGUUGGCGCGUCGCAGCAGCGCCGGUGCGGUGGCGCAGUUUUUGUAGUAUGUAAACGGCAGAAGAGGCAGCGGAAGUAGCAGAAAAGUUAGUUAGUAAGUUGAAGUGUUAGCAGUAGGAAGUAAAUGAGCAGGGAAAGCGUUAAAUAAUAAUCUAGACGUACAUACAAAGAUCUAAGUUAAGUAGCGGUUAAUUAGUGGUUAGUUGAGCGCUGUAAAUAUUUUUGCUGUAAAAGUGCGUACGACCAUUUGAAGUUUUAGUUAAGCGUUUUAUUUACCUAUGUUGGUUUAGCGUUAGCUUAGCGCGUAAGUUAGAGACGACAUAAGGCGCUUAGAGCUUAGCGUAAAGCUUGUAGUUAAUGCUCAAUGAAAGCUCACUGCAUGCUAUGGAUGGAAACAGAAAAAUGUCUCUCUUAAAGUGGGCCAAGGUUGUGAUAGCCUAGUGAGCCCAUUUAGUAAUUGAAUGCCUGGAAGCAGUUUUGUUCAAACUGAUUUUCAUCUUCAAAGUACUUUCAUAAGUCCAAGCUCAUCGAAACAGCUAGCUUCCUGGAACAUCGAUUUGAUCACGAAACGAUUAAGUGGUUCAUCACUAACCUUGGUCAGACGAAACCUUAUAGUUCAAGAACAUAUAUAUAUAACGUUCUUAGAUGAAUAUCAUAUCUAAUAUUGAAAACUAUUUUUUAAAGAACUCUUCGAAACCAGUGUGCAUUACCAAACGUGUUUCCAGCUUCACUUUGAGUUGCCUUGACUUGACUUUGACCGCAACAUGAAAAGUUUGAGAUUAUAAAGCAGGUCCUUCUUCUUAUUUAUUGGCGUAGACACCGAUUACGCGGUUAUAGCCGAGUAUACAACAGCGCGCCAGUCAUUAUUUCUUUUCGCUGUUUAGCGCCAAUGGAGAUUCCAAGUGUAGCCAGGACCUUCUCCACCUGGGCUUGCCAAUAAAUAAAGUAUCACAAAUUUUCCGCAGAUGAUUUCGCACGAAAACUCGUAACGUCGACUCAUCAGAUUUUGUCAUCGUCCAUGCCUCUGCACCAAAUAACAAGGAUUAUGAGUGGCUUACCGAAUUCUGUCUUUUUUCGUCGAGAGGUAAUUUUACUUCUCAAUUGCCUACUCAGUCCGAAGUAGCACCUGUCGGUAAGAGUCAUUCUGCGUUGGAUUUCGAGGCUGACAUUGUUGUUUCUGUUAUUACUGAUUCCAAGAUAGACGAAAUUAUCUACGACUUCGAAGUUAUGACUGUCAACAGUGACGUGGGAGCCUAGUCGCGAGUGUGACGACUGUUUGUUUGAUAACAGGAGAUAUUUCGUCUUGCUUUCAUUCACUACCAGACCCAUUUUCAUCGCUUCUUUAUCCAACCUGGAGAAAGCAGAAAUAAAGGCGCGGUUGUUGCGGUCAAUGAUAUCAAUAUCACCGGCGUAAGCCAGCGGUUCUACACUUUUCUAGAACAUUGCACCUUUUCUCUUCAGAUAUGCACCUCGAGUUAUUUUCUCCAGCAGCAGAUUGAAGAAGUCGCACAAUAGCGAGUCGUCAUGUCUGAAACAUCGUUCGGUAUGGAACGACUCGGAGAAGUCCUUCCGGAUCCUGACGAAGCGUUUGAUACUGCUGAACGUCAGUUUACACAGCGGUAUGAGUUUUCCGGGAUACCAAAUUCUGACUGCAUGCUGUCCAAAACACAUUUGAAAUCGACGAAGAUUUGUGUCGAGUUCGUGUAUAUACAGACGGACAGAUAGACAGACGGACGGACAUGGCUAAAUCGUCUGAGCUCAACAUACUGCUCAUAUACUUUAUAGGGUCUCCGACGCUUCCUUUUGGGUGUUACAAGCAUCGUGACAAACUUAAUAUACCCUAUUCAGGGUAUAAUAAGCUCAAAUAUGAAAUGUAUAUAGAGUAGUAAAUAAAUAUAUGUAUGUAGAUAUAUAGAUUUAAAGUUAUGUAAAUUAAAGUAUUCUUAACGAAUAUAAAUAUAAGAAAUAAAUAAAUUGUAGAAAAAAUACGAAGCAAUUGUCUAUUAGUAAGCUGACGAACAAAGCAGUUAAGCUGUAAUACAAUAACGGUAAAAAACGCUGAAAAUGAGAGAGCAUAUAAAGAGUUAAAACAAAAACUUAUAACAAUAUUCAUAAUAAACACAAAAACAAUUUCGAUGUAAAGCAAAACCAACCAAAAAAUACGAAGAGUAAAAGAUAAUAGAAUAAAAUUAUUAAUUUUUAAAAGACAAAA